AUGUCCGAUUCGGCCCUCCCAGAACCGACGGCGCUACCAGUGCUGUCCGAUGCGCCCCCGUCCAGCGCCGGUCGCUCGUCCAUCGGCCAUUCGGGGGCUGUCGAGCCGCCCCAGGAGUCCAUCUCCGACGAGCUCAAAGCUCGCUUGGAUAAAAUAAUUUACUCAGAUAUCGGCAUUACCACGCUUCUGGCUCGAUUGAAGCAGAGUGUUGCCUCCGCCAGGGAUUUCUCGACUUUUCUCAAGAAACGAGGGGCGUUGGAGGACGAACAUGCUCAGGGGCUGAGGAAGCUGUCCCGCGCUGUCAGCGAGGCGGCGCAGCGCACCGAGAACCGACAGGGUACCUAUAGCUCGAGCUACAGGGACAUCCAUCGUCUCCACGAACGCAUGGCCGACCACGGGCUCCAGUUUUCCGUGUCGCUCCAGCAAAUGGCCGAGGAUCUGCAAGAGCUCGCCACCAACAUCGAGCGCGGUCGCAAGCAAUGGAAACAGACGGGUCUCGCCGCGGAAAAGAAGGUCGUCGAUGCUGAGGCUUUGUCGGAGAAGGCCAAGGCCAAAUAUGAGUCGUUCGCGGAGCAGUACGACCGUGUCCGUACCGGAGACAAGCAGGGCGGCAAGUUCGGGCUCAAGGGCCACAAGUCCGCCGCACAGCAUGAGGAGGAAAUGCUGCGCAAGGUCCAGACGGCCGAUAGUGACUAUGCAUCCAAGGUGCAAGCAGCCCAGACUGCGCGCCAGGAGCUUGUGGCCACCCACCGGCCGCAGGCGGUGCACAACCUCCGGGAGUUGAUUAAAGAGUGCGACGAGGGCUUGACUCUGCAGCAACAGAAGUUUGCUACUUUCAGCGAGAAGCUCCUGUUGGGCCAGGGUCUCUGCGUCAGUCCUCUGAGACCCGAUGGCAACAACGCAGCAUUGGGACCUAAAAGCCUUGCGGAAGUUGUGCGUCAGGUUGACAACCAGAGAGACCUCGAUGACUUUAUCCUGAGCCACGAAGGGAACCCUGGUGCUGUUGCCUCGGAAGAAGUUAAAUAUGAGCGCCACCCAACUCUCGCGGGACCUGCUGCUGCAUCCUCGCAACCAAGCACCCAGACCAAGCACCAGUCUAGUAUGCCCGUGACGCUCGCCCAGCCUAACGUUUCCUCGCCCGCAGGCCCACCGGCUCAGGGCGACCGACUUCCGCAAUCGCCUUACCCACCACAGCCGGAUUCUGUAUCUGACCUCCCCCCCUCAGAGAAGGGCCUUCAAUCAAACCUCCCUCCAUUGAAGCCUGUCUUCGGUGUGUCGCUGAAUGAUUUGUAUGCUCGUGAUGGAACUGCCGUUCCGUUCCUUGUCUACCAGUGUUUCCAGGCCGUCGAGCUGUUUGGUCUGGACUUGGAGGGGAUCUACCGACUUUCGGGCAGCGCCAACCAUAUCAAUCACAUGAAGGCGGUGUUUGAUAACGACUCGUCCCAAGUCGACUUUACCAAUCCGGAGAACUUCUACCACGAUGUCAACAGUGUUGCAGGACUCGUGAAGCAGUUCUUCCGGGACCUGCCCGACCCGCUGUUUACCUCGCAAUAUUACGCCCAGUUUGUUGAUUCUGCCCGCAUCGAUGAUGAUAUCCAGCGCCGAGACUCGCUGCACGCCCUCAUUAACAGUCUGCCGGAUGCUCACUACGCCACUCUCCGCGCUAUUAUCCUGCAUCUCAACAAAAUCCAAGAACACUAUACCCAGAACCGCAUGAACGCAGGCAAUCUGGCUAUUUGCUUUGGACCAACUCUGAUGGGCGCCAACGCGGGCGGCAACAUCGCCGACGCCGGCUGGCAAGUCCGUGUCAUCGAGACGAUCCUGGUCAACACCUUCCAGAUCUUCGACGACGACUAG
Penicillium alfredii is the source of this 1857-nucleotide messenger RNA. RefSeq names its product putative Rho GTPase activator (Rgd1) (gene rgd1). Gene Ontology annotation, biological process: regulation of GTPase activity; signal transduction. Gene Ontology annotation, cellular component: cytoplasm. Bases 1 to 1857 code for a protein of 618 amino acids. The record is from RefSeq and is a predicted model, not a curated record. Lineage: Eukaryota; Fungi; Ascomycota; Eurotiomycetes; Eurotiales; Aspergillaceae. The transcript has 10 exons.